GUAGUUUUGUCUUUGUUGAUGAAUAAAACAUAACCUUACUUUUGUGUAUAACUGCGAAAAUUUGUUUUUUUUUUGUAAUUUUGCGAUAUGUGGAAAUAUUUAACAGGAACUAUCCUCACUGGUUCGCUUUUAUAUGUUCUUAAAAAAUAUUUUGCAGGCGGUGUUUGCAAGUGUAUUGAGCGGCUCGAUCGACAAGUGGUUAUUGUAACAGGGGCCUCUUCUGGCAUUGGAGAAGCGUUAGCAUUUUUGCUCGCCGAACGAGGUGCCACAAUUAUCUUAGCUUGCCGUGAUUUGACCAAGGCAAAUGAAGUUCGUGCAGAAAUACUUAAGGAGUUCUCGGUUCCUGUUUUUGUCAAAGAGCUCGACUUAAAUUCCUUUCACAGCAUUUCAAAAUUUGCCAAUAACAUUAAUACUGAAUUUAAUUCUGUUUAUGCGUUAGUCAACAAUGCUGGUGUAUUUUACGCUCCCCAGCAACUAACUGAAGAUCUUUUUGAUGUUACGUUUCAAACGAAUUAUUUAGGUCCAUUUGUGUUAACCCAUUUGCUAUUGAAAUCGUUAACUGCAUCUCCCGACAGUCGAAUUGUAAAUGUUGCCUCUGAAGCUCAUCGUGCAAUCAACAUAGACCAGUUGAUGAGCAUCACAAGAUCUCAAACGUUGAGUAGGUCACACAUUUCAGCAUAUGCAGCAUCAAAACUGGCUUUAGUACUGUUUACAAAGCAUUUAGCAAACAAGCUUGCAAAUACGAAGACAUUGGUAAAUGCGGUAAAUCCAGGAAAUUGUGAAACUGAUAUAUUCCGACACUUCCCAUUUUUAAGUAAUAAGUGGUUGUUUGCACUACAGUGGAUUAUCCGUAUAAUUGUCAUCAAACACCCAUUGGAGGGAGCCCAGUCUGUUCUGCAUGCCAUUUUAACCGAGGAUUCUUCCAGUGGACAGUACAUUACAGAUUGCAAAUCAGAUGUUCCGUCUAUACCCUGUUUAAAUGAAAACGUAGUUGUACAGUACUACGACCUAACUUGCAAAAUUUUGAAGGAAAGCGGUAGGGAUUUUUGUUUCUAACGAUCAUGGCACUAAAUGUUUGGGUUUCACCUG
Molecule: messenger RNA, 1089 nt
Organism: Photinus pyralis (common eastern firefly)
Lineage: Eukaryota; Metazoa; Arthropoda; Insecta; Coleoptera; Lampyridae
Product: retinol dehydrogenase 12-like
Exons: 5
Coding region: 88-1056 (322 amino acids)
Source: RefSeq, a predicted model, not a curated record